UAAGUACCUGUAAUUUAUGCAUCAUCAUCUCUCAUGCUUCCUAUUUCUUGUUAUUAAGGACGAUGUCUGGAAACCGGAUGUAACUCUAUACAACUCUGCCAACAACUACAUAGCUUUAGGACACAAGACAAUACUGAUUGAAAAUGACGAAAAUGGCAGUAUGUCAUGGGCUCCGAUGGAGGUAUUUGAGAGUUCUUGUUCUGUCGAUAUGACUUAUUAUCCCUAUGAUAUCCAAACAUGUGAACUGCAGUUUAUGUCAUGGAGCUAUGAUGACGACACGGUAACGCUGAGUAUGGCGGAUGACACUGUCCAGUUAGAAGAUUACAGUACAAACGCACAGUGGGAUAUACUUUCUACUAAUGUUUCAUAUGUAAACGAGACGGCAGGCGCUUACGUUGAUCUGAUAUCUUUCAAAAUAAAGCUGCAACGAAAGCCAAGACAUCAUUUGAUAACAUUGUUCCUACCGAUAAUUCUUCUGGCUGUUUCGGAGAUUUUCGUGUUUGCCUUACCAAGUGACGGAGGAGAAAAGUCUGGGUAUGCCGUAACAGUUUUCCUAGCAUUUGCCGUCUUUCUCACUAUUGUUAACACAGCAAUGCCAGCAAAUUCGGAGAAAGUAUCUAUCUUUUCCGUAUAUCUGGUAAUCCAAACUGCACAAAGCACACUGAUCACAAUAUUGUCACUGCUAUCCAUACGAUGUGCGUCUCUGGACGAAACAACCAGGAUCCCAAGCGGGUUUGUUGCUCUAGUCAGGCUGUCGCAAUGUGGAUGCAAGGAGACAAAUGCCCCAAAGUCGAAUAGAAUUGGAAAUAUGGACGAAGUCAGUGAAGUUGAAAAGAAUGGUAGUUCAUGCAGUCUCGACGAUAAGGAAGAAACAGAGACAUGCAGUUGGAAAAUGGUGACGAAUGCUGUUGAUAAGAUAUGCUUCAUGGUUUUCUCGGCCGUUUUUGUGAUCACAACUACUGUUUGUUUCUGUGUCAUUUUCUUGGCACCAGACUAGAAAAGCUUCUGUUUCAGAAACACUUAUUAUAGUAAUACUAGUUGACUAAAUUUCACAUUACAUAGCGCUAGUUGCUUUAUUUUAGAACUUCGUCUAUUGUUAGAAAAACAUGAAAAGGUAAUAUCUGGAAGUUUGUAUUUCAGUAUUUAUAUACUUCCUAAAUAAACGAUUUUAGCGAAUAAAAAGGCUCUGACUUCCAGAUCGUACAACAGAAAAAAAGAGGAAAAAUUCAGGUAUUAGGAAACUAAUGCUACAGUUUUAAACUUAAUAACUGACAGACUACAGGUUACGGAAACACAUGAGAUUUAAUUGUUUCUACCAACUCUUACAUUGAGGUAAAUUGCCUUAAUUAUAUUAAGUCUCUUUAUUUAACAUAACACAUAUUCCUCUACAGCGGUUUUUGUGGAGACGGGAAGUUUUUAUUGCCGUGGCGGUCCUGGUUUGAUUCCUGAAGCGGACAUCUUUUUUCCCUUGAUUCUGGCACUUUUAAGAUACUUUGAAAAUAAAAACUCGUUCUAAAAUGUUCAUUAUUUGUCAAAAAUUUAAUUUAAAUAAAAAAAUUUUAGCCAAAAUCUGGAGGUAAGUGUCUUUGAGCAUUAUAUCUCAUACUAACCAUUCUACGCAAUUUACUCUACUACAUUUUGUGUAUUUGAAAACAUGGUUAUUAAAGUCUCAGUAGUAUUUUUCUAACUUGAGAAAUACAGAUGCAUGCUAUCAACUUUAUCCUUCUCUUAGAUAUUUAAAUCAAUGAGGAAGGUUCUGAAGAGAGCAUUUGUUCCUUAUGUAGAUGAUACACUGCCAACAAAUACAUUUGGUAUAACAAAUUAUUUAUUAAAUCGUUCAAGGAUAUAUACGACACCCUUUGACUAGGGCGGGGACUGUUUAAAUACUUAGACUUUGCAUCAUGCCUGUGCAUGUAUAGCAAGCUGAAAUCUACCCCUAUGUACAUACACCGACUUCCUCCAUCCCAAAAUUAAUGUCAUUCUUACUUACAAUUCUCAGUCACGACAUGUAUAAAGUUCCACUGAAAUCCAAUAUAAACUGCGGAAGUAGCUUGCAC
Molecule: messenger RNA, 2057 nt
Organism: Mercenaria mercenaria
Lineage: Eukaryota; Metazoa; Mollusca; Bivalvia; Venerida; Veneridae
Product: neuronal acetylcholine receptor subunit alpha-5-like
Exons: 3
Coding region: 17-997 (326 amino acids)
Biological process (GO): chemical synaptic transmission; regulation of membrane potential; signal transduction
Cellular component (GO): neuron projection; membrane; synapse
Molecular function (GO): extracellular ligand-gated monoatomic ion channel activity; transmembrane signaling receptor activity; neurotransmitter receptor activity
Source: RefSeq, a predicted model, not a curated record